AUGUCUGAGGAUGGUGCGAGUGAAGGUUCUUCACAACCAUCAAACAAGGAUAUUGACGAUUUGGCUCAGUACUUGAAAGAUGGCUGGACGGUCGGUUAUGACGUAGAUUAUAAUGGUUGCGGAAACACAGAGAUAGUUUUUGAAGGUUUUCCAGAUUUUUUUUAUUGCAAGCAGAAUGUUUUUUUAAAGCUAUUCCGUCUCAUGCAGCCGAAGACAGUGAUUCCGAACAAAGCAGUUCAGAAUCGUCGUUCACGUCAUCAGAAAACACAGAAGGUAGAAAUAAGGUGAGUUGAAGAUAUUUUAUUGAUCACUGAAUUAAAAAAAUUCAGCAUGCUACUUAUCAUCAAUUAGGAGAUCAGGUGGAAGAAAGUGGUGAUAUCGAGGAGAAGGAAGAACCGAAUGUAAAGAGAAAACUUCUUGAGAAAAGUAUCGUCAAAGCUUGCAAAGAUAUGAACGAAGCAAUGCUGAAACAUACUCGAUGUAAGGAAUGGGCUCUCCAAAGAGCUGAGGGCAGAAAAGAUCUGAAAUCGAAGGUAGAUUGCUUCGAAAUGUAAACGAGGUGGUACAAAUAACCAGUUCCAGGUUGUUUUGAGUAUCUCCGAAGAUAUCGUUCCAAAACCAAGGCCACCGCCAGUUCAGAGAGGGAAAGGCUACUGGAGGAGAGAACGUCGCCAGAAAUACUUCAGUGAAAAAGGUAGGUACUUAUAAAAGUCCUAUAAGGAUGAAAGAGCUACGGAUCAUGAUAUUUUUAGAUUCCUUGGUUUUUUUUUCUAGAAAUAGGGCUGAGUUCAAUAUCAGAGUAUUAAAAAAACUAUAUGAUUAAAUUAUCAGGUUAACUAAUAAGUUAUUUCAAAGUUUUGCAGCCCUAUUUUUGUGUGGGAAAAAUAGUUUUUUGUUUACAAUUUUUCUCUUUACUUCACUUUAUUAUAAACUAAAAAAUUGAAAACUAGAAAAACCACAAAAAAAGGUCAGGGUCAUAUUUCAACCUGCAUAUUAAAAAUAUUGAAAACUUGAGAAUCGUUUCUGAAAAAAAUAGUUAGCAUGAAAGUACAAAUCCACGAAGUUCCGUUCACUCGUAAAUAUUUUUUUGUCUUCGUUUCAUGUUUUGGGGAAAGUUUUUUUCUGAAGACUUUUAAAAAUGAUCUGAUCAAAAUUUGUUGAUAUUUUGUAAUAAAAAUUCAUUUUUACUGUAAAUUUGAGUUAUGUUGAAUGUAACUUUCAACUUUGGAUUUGCAGUAAGAUUGUGUUUUUUCUUCAUUUAAGGCAGUAAAAUUUAAGAGAAAAUGGAGAAAGUGGCGAAGGCGAUGCAAGGAAUGACGUUGCCGCCUCCUCCUGGCUGGGAAAACAUGAGCGACGAGAAGUUCCUGGAUGCCGUUCAGUCUUUUCUCAAAGAGAAAUCCUAAAUUAUUCCCUAUUCCACUUCUUUUACGUGUAUUCAGUGUGACAUGACUCCUCUGCAGAGUUUUACAUAAAUUUAUUUAUUGCCUUAAAAAUUGACGUUUUUUCUCGAUUUUUUGUUUUGGGUUCACAUAACCCUUGGAAAUACCUAUAUAUCAUAUUUUUUGUUCAAAUUGAUAUUUUUCAGAGAAAUGUCUCGAAAACGUCAUGGAAACGACGUUGAGACGGAUAUGGCCAAAAGAGGACUUUGGCUCGUCAAGGUAUUAACUUUUGAUCCUUAAUUUAUGAGAAAAAGUUGAUAUUUCGAGGUGCCUCGAUAUCUCUCCGAACUUUGGGAGGCCAACAAAGGCGCCAACGUCGGCAAAUUGGUGAUCGUUAACGACGUGGUCAAGUUCCAGUCCGGUCAGGGAUUGGCUCAGCCGAAGAAAACAGAAGAUACUCCAGGACCAAGUCGUCUUUUUCUGACUUCACUGGAAACCAUGUUGAUUUUGAAGGCUCUGCGAAGGCUCCGCCCGCAAAAAUCGACAUUCCCGAUGAAUAUUCCUUCAUUCUGCACGAUAUCAUGAACCAGACGAUGGCCGUCUUGACUGAAGACAAAACUGGCCUCAAAGAGGAUGCCGCGAUAAGGUGGGUAGAUGAGAGAGAGAUUCCUCAUUUUUUGAAUCUUCUUUUCUGAAGUUUUCAAGGUUUGAGUCUCUUUCUCUAGGUUGGAAAAAUAAACUCUGGAAAUAGGCAAGUGAAGAAUAGUUCUACAGAAAAAAAAGUUGCAAAACCAGAAACAAAGUAAAACAUCACUCUAGUUUUUAUUUUUAUUAAUAAAGAUCAGAAGCUUUAGGUUUUCAUUUUACAGAUUGUGUGUUUCUGAGAGCAACCUUCUAAGGAUGCUGAAAAGUUAUAAAUUGAAAAAGCGCUUCCUUUGGUUAGUUUUCACAGAAUGAGCCUUUUUGCGCUUUUUGGCAGAGAAUUUUCAAAAGGAAAGUUUUUUUUGUUUUGAAAAUCUUGAAGUUUAAAGCUGUUUAUACUAUUGCUUAAUUAGCACUUUUUGCGAAAUUAUCGGUAAUUGAAUUAAUAUUCUGUAUUACUCGCUUUAAUGAAACUUUUGGGAAACAAUGUUUUCUAUUAAACGCAUCAUAUUAUUUUUAUAAGGAUCUGACGUUCGUUUUAGCGUAAAUUACUUCUGAAAUCGAAAAAGAAAGUUUCAGAACCGGCCGCUUGGCGAUCGAAGGUCGCAUAGUGAAGAAAGCCGAGUGUCGGCCUCCCGCCACGACGAGCUACAUGAGAAUGAAGCUGCAGCACAUCGUGAAAAGCACCCAGCCGAAGAAACAAGUCGUUCAGAUCGAGAAGGUGUCUUUUUAUUCGUGAAUGGAGAGAAACGAAAUGUUUGAAGGCGGCCGUCAAGUACAAGCCGGUCUCGGCUCACGCCGAGGACAUGGUCCGGAUCAAGCAGAAGAAAGAAGGCGCCAAGACUUAUCGGGCAGAUCGCGAUCUCCUCAGACAAGCCAUUUUCAACGCCUUCGAGAAACAUCAAUACUAUCGGUGGGCUUUUUUUAGGAGAAAAAAAACAAUGAAGCAAAGUUUUUUUUCUCGAUAAACUCGAAGGAGAAAGUAGUAUAAAUUUUUCAAAGCAGAAUAAUCGGCGAAAUCUAAAUUUGCUCUCGCGAAAGUUUUCCAAGUCUAAAAUGGAAAUGUUUUUUGAAAAAUGGAAAUGAAAUGUUUAAAAAAAACGAUGGAGGUAGAAAAAAGAAGAUCAUGAGUCGUUGUCGUAAAGCGGCGACGCGGAAUCUUCGUCGCCGUCGCUGUCGUUGUCAGUCGGGGCCGGGACUUCGACAGAGUCUGUAAGAACAGACCUUUAUAUAGUGGUUUUAUUUUUCAUGUGAUCUAUUUUCGACGUUCAUCACAGUUUUUUUGGAAACACAGUGAAAAGUUUGUAUAUAUUGCUUAGAAACCGAGCUUCAGGUUUUUCAAGAUUCAUAAAGUUUGGCUUUUAAUUAUUUAAACAAAGAUUUUCUAAUUAAGCGCUUUCGAAGGUCUUUUCGGAAGCCUGGAGCCGUUCAAAUUCACAUUUUCUAUUUUUGAUGUAACUUUAUCCAAACUUUUCGCAUUUUUUUCGCUUUGCAGGCUUCAAGAUCUUCAACAACUCACACAACAGCCCGCCUCUUACGUCAAGGAACUUCUCCAGGUAUUCAGAAUUCUCGCAUUUUUCUCUAGAACCCAAAUUAAGAAAGACUUUGUGCAGAAAAAAAAAAUUGAAAUUCCACAGGAAAUCGCCGUCUACAACACCUCGCCACCACAUAAGAGCAUGUGGGAACUGAAGCCCGAAUAUCGCAAUUACAGCAUUAAUCCUUCUUCUUCCAAUCCUUGA
Caenorhabditis auriculariae is the source of this 3760-nucleotide messenger RNA. Lineage: Eukaryota; Metazoa; Nematoda; Chromadorea; Rhabditida; Rhabditidae. The record is from the annotation of a GenBank genome assembly.